This is a messenger RNA of Pundamilia nyererei, 1703 nucleotides long. It is a transcript of the gene tbx16, whose product is annotated as T-box transcription factor 16. Gene Ontology annotation, biological process: cell fate specification; positive regulation of DNA-templated transcription; heart morphogenesis. Bases 34 to 1422 code for a protein of 462 amino acids. NCBI's taxonomy places the organism in Eukaryota, Metazoa, Chordata, Actinopteri, Cichliformes, Cichlidae. The record is from RefSeq and is a predicted model, not a curated record. The transcript has 9 exons. Gene Ontology annotation, cellular component: nucleus; chromatin. Gene Ontology annotation, molecular function: DNA-binding transcription factor activity, RNA polymerase II-specific; RNA polymerase II cis-regulatory region sequence-specific DNA binding.
UCAGUUAAAAACAUAUCAAGUUUAAUCCAAAGGAUGCAGUCCAUCAGAGACUUGAAGUCCAACUUCAGUGGACCUCCUCCGGCCCACAUAGCUCCCGGACCUGAUGCCUAUCUCCAGGGCAAUAUCAGGAUGUUUCUGGAGGACACUGAACUGUGGACGACCUUCCAUGAAAUAGGGACAGAGAUGAUCAUCACUAAACCGGGAAGGCGAAUGUUUCCACAUUGCAAAGUGAAUCUAUCCGGGCUUAUUCCAUGUGCCAAGUACGUGUUGUUGGUCGACAUGGUCCCAGAGGAUGGUUUCAGGUAUAAGUGGAAUAAAAAGAAGUGGGAGGUGGCAGGAAAAGCAGAACCUCAGCCACCCUGCAGAACCUACCUCCACCCAGACUCUCCAGCACCAGGGAGUCACUGGAUGAAGCAGUCCGUCUCCUUCCUCAAGCUCAAGCUGACCAACAACACGCUCGACCAGCACGGCCAUAUCAUUUUGCACUCCAUGCAUCGCUACCAUCCGCGCUUCCACAUUGUCCAGGCAGACGACCUGUUCAGUGUGCGCUGGAGUGUUUUCCAGACCUUCACCUUCCCGGAGACUUCCUUCACUGCAGUCACUGCUUACCAGAACACUAAGAUUACAAAGCUGAAGAUCGAUCACAACCCAUUUGCAAAAGGCUUCCGGGAUGAAGGUACUAAUAAGAAAAGACGUGCCAAUAAGGACCCAUCAUGCCUUGAGAAGAGGACCAAGGCAUCAGACAUUUUGAACUCUGAAGAAGACAGUCCACCAGACUUCUGCCAGUCUUCGUAUGAAGGUUUCGACGGAGAGGAUGAAGAGCUGCCCAAAAGAAAAGAAGAGGAUGGUGUCAAAGAGGAGCGCUACUCUCCUUGGGAUGCUGAGAGAGAGCACAGAGUGAGGACUGACUCUCCUGUUGGGGCAGACACAAGAGAUCUCUACAGCACAGAGCAGCUUGUUCCUACUCCAGCUUCCUACCAGUCAUACAGGUUCCAUGAGUAUGGAAAGUCCCCGUCCCCCUCCUCCAGCAUCGGCAGCAGCAACAGUGGAUCCGGACGCAGCAGCUUUGAGUCCAGAGUUCCCGACAUAGCCACGGUCCCUGAUCACGACUCCUCAAAGGCCCGUGAGGUUGGCCCUUCCAGCUGUGGCCCCCAGCACCUCCCGGGCCCCCAGGACUACACAGGGGUGCUCAACAUGUCUGUGGCCCAGGCCAGCAAGCCAGGGGUCAUCGGUCACCACAUCUACAACCCCUACAGCACCGAGCAGCCCCUGGGCCAGUGGGGCGGCCCAGGUCCUUCCCAGUAUCCCCCUCCUCAUCAUCUGACCACUGACUACACCACGCAAGCUGUGCAUCACAGCUAUCACCAUGGCAACGUGGCCGAGUGGAGCCAGUACCCGCUGUUCUCUUAUUCGUGCUGGUGAAGGAAUCUCCACCGUCAACUGAGAGUUACUUUACCGCUGCCAUCUUAACAAAAAGCUGAUCCCGGCACUCACAGCUGUGAGAGCGCAUGACUAUACAAGGCUGAGGGCCCCAACCCUGCAGCCAGAGUGAGAAAAACUGAGAGGAGAGAAUAAGAAAAAGGAGUGGCUCUGUCUGCUGCCCCGACUGGCAGGAUUCAAACCGGCCAUUUAAUGCUGAGUGCAACUCAAGUUUGUGGUUUAAUUGUUUGAAAAAAGAAAAAAAAACUAUUUAUUUUGCAUUU